ACAUUUCUAUGGGAGGGGCUGGUGCUGUCAUCAGGGAGCCUGGGGGACAGGCUGCUUGGGGUGUCCCCCUGAUGGCACCUGGAAUGUGUGGAGCUUGGCUGAGAGGUGCAAGGGAGCUCCUGGUGCCACCUCUGCCAAAGACGCUAUCGUCUCGAGCCUGACAACGAAGCAUCCCAAUGGAUGACAGACAACCUUCUGUGCCUUCAUCAAGCUGGUCGUGUAACCGCCAUGUCUCUGGCGACAGCAUGGGAAAGACAAAGCCCUAAUUAAGGAUCAUCAGAAACCACAGUUGGAGGACGACGGCAGAGAUAGCUUCCCUCCCCACUGUAACAAGACCCUUCCUUCGAGGUCCCCACUCCUGAGGGACCCUGGACUGUCACAGAGGUUAAUUACCCCUUAGCUUCUUUGAAUGGGAAAGGAAAUCACUGGAUAAAGCUUCAUCAGGAGACUUUAUCAGCUCUUGAAGGAUUGCAGAAGAAUAGGCUACUUUAUUUUCUGAAAAGGUAAAUAGAUGCAAGCAAAGCCAACACGCCACUAAUGGCCUUCAUCUGCCACACAGCGGUGUCUGGGACACACUGGGGGUCGUCCCCCAGUGGGAGUGAAGUCGAGUUUAACGGCCCUUGAGUCCUCCCUUGGAAUUCCUGCCAUUCCUUCUGAUCGAGCCGCCACCUCUGGGAUUUUUCUUCGGUAUUUCUCCUCUCUUAGGAGGGAGUUCCUUUCACCCAUUGCAGGGAGGCCGCCAUCAGGACAGUGAAGAUGGUGACCCUGCGGAAGAGGACCCUGAAAGUGCUCACCUUCCUCGUGCUCUUCAUCUUCCUCACCUCCUUCUUCCUGAACUACUCCCACACCAUGGUGGCCACCACCUGGUUCCCCAAGCAGAUGGUCCUGGAGCUCUCCGAGAAUCUGAGGAGGCUGAUCAAGCACAGGCCCUGCACCUGCACCCACUGCGUCGGGCAGCGCAAGCUCUCGGCCUGGUUCGAUGAGAGGUUCAACCAGGCGGUGCAGCCGCUGCUGACCGCCCAGAACGCGCUCCUGGAGGACGACACCUACCGGUGGUGGCUGAGGCUCCAGCGAGAGAAGAAACCCAAUAACUUGAACGACACCAUCAAGGAGCUGUUCCGAGUGGUGCCUGGGAAUGUGGACCCCCUGCUGGAGAAGCGGUCGGUGGGCUGCCGGCGCUGUGCCGUUGUGGGCAACUCGGGCAACCUGAGAGAGUCUGCGUACGGGCCUGAGAUAGACAGUCACGACUUUGUGCUCAGGAUGAACAGGGCGCCCACGGCAGGGUUUGAGGCUGACGUCGGGACCAAGACCACCCACCAUCUGGUGUACCCUGAGAGCUUCCGCGAGCUGGGGGACAAUGUCAGCAUGGUCCUGGUGCCCUUCAAGACCAUCGACUUGGAGUGGGUGGUGAGCGCCACCACCACGGGCGCCAUUUCCCACACCUACGUCCCGGUCCCUGCGAAGAUCAGAGUGAAACAGGAUAAGAUCCUGAUCUACCAUCCGGCCUUCAUCAAGUAUGUCUUCGACAACUGGCUGCAAGGCCACGGGCGGUACCCGUCCACCGGCAUCCUCUCCGUCAUCUUCUCAAUGCACGUCUGCGAUGAGGUGGACUUGUACGGCUUCGGGGCAGACAGCAAAGGGAACUGGCACCACUACUGGGAGAACAACCCGUCCGCCGGCGCUUUUCGUAAGACGGGGGUGCACGACGCAGACUUUGAGUCUAACGUGACGGCCACCUUGGCCUCCAUCAAUAAAAUCCGGAUCUUCAAGGGGAGAUGACGCAGCGAAGGGUUGAGGAUGGACACACCGUCACGCCUCUGCGUUUCCAGCCCAGCACCUUGCCGGAGCCAUUCCAACCUGGAGCUUGGAGGGCCAGCCUCAGCUAUGUGCCCAGGCGCCGCCGGCAGCCUCUUGCACCCAGCUGUUGGCAGCAUCUACUCAGCAAGGUCACUGAGCUCUGCCAGCAUGGCAGGGCACGUCUCAGAACCUGUCUUGGGCGGGGACAACGUUCCCCCGCUGCUGCCCCAGAGCUGGGGAAAUGCUGGGAAAGGUUCAACCUCCACACACUAAAAUCACUUUGGCUCCUGGGGCGGGCUUGGGGAACACAGGUGGAAGACAUCCCUAUUCCGAGAGACAGGAUGGUUUUCCAAUGAAGGUGGGCAGAGACUUGAGUGGCAGUUACCUCCAGCACAGGGACACGCCGGCGGUGUUGGCGCUAGGGGCAAGAUGCUGCCCUUUUUGCACGAAGCCUGGCCUCUUGCUUGGCAUGAUAACCCUGUCAUCUUCUUCCCAAAGCUCAUUUAUGAGCCACCAGAUGCUCCUACCCCAAAGAUUUUCACAGAAACUUGAAGCCAGGUGCCAUGGCUCACACCUGUAAUCCCAGCAUUUUGGGAGGCCAAGGUGGGAGGAUUGCUUUGAGUCCAGGAGUUCAAGACCAGCCUGGGCAACAUCGUGAGGCUUCUGUAUCUACAAAAAUAAAAGAUAAAAAAAAAAAAAAAUUAGCCAGGCAUGGUGGCACACACUUAUAGCCCCAGCUACUAGGGAGGCUGAGGAGGAAGGAUCUCUUGUGCCUAGGAGGUCAAGGCUGCAGUAAGUUGUGAUUACACCAUUGCACUCCAGCCUGAGCAACAAAGUGAGACCCUGUCUCUGAAAAGCAAAAGAAAGAAAAAAUAACAACUUGGUGCCAUGUUUCUGACUCCUACAGAUGCCUCUUCUUACGCAGAUGUUCCUCUGAGUAGCCAGUCUCGUGGUUCCAAUCGUGGCGAGAGCAAAUCUGACCACUCCCAUGUGCCUUUGUAUUUGGGGAAGAAACACAUGCAUUGGCUGAAAUGAGGCAAGAGCUCCCACUUGGGAAAAGGGACCUGCACCAGCGGCCCCACUUGCUCUGUAGCUGGGAUCAUCUCUUCCGGUUUCCUGAGCCAGCACCUGAAUUGGAACAGAGCUCUGAGGAUACUCAGCACCACCCACGAGCGCGUCAUACAUUCUCCUUCUCAGACUGUUCAGUAUGGUGCCCAUAACCUCCAAGGCCACACAGGAGGCCUCCAGCAGCAUUUUCCCCCAGGGCCUGAGCUCAGGGUCAGGUCCCUGCUGGCCAUCUUGAGGCUGUCACUGGGGUCUGGGCUAGGGACAUCCCAGAAAUUGUGACUGGCACAUACCUCAUCUUCUCAUUCCCCAACUACUCUCUUUUCCUCGUUAGCCUUCCUGAUUAUUUAUUGAUUUUUUUUUUUUAAUUCAACUGACAUUGUUUGCACCCUGGCUCUGCUGGUGGUGCCGGUGUUUUAGUGAAGUUUGCCUCACCCAGUAGCUGGGAAAUGGGGGAGCUAACGGAGUUUUGUAGGAGUCCUCGGACUUGGAAUAUUGGGGCAUCGAGGGUUUGGAUGGUUUGUGGAAUGUCCACAGCAUCUUCGUGUUCUAACCCAACCUUCCUUCUUCCUGUUGUGGACUUGGAUUCAUUCUCAGGCUCGGAGUCUCCAAAACUCCGUGAAAGCUUAUUGCUGCUGGGUGGAGAGUGGAGAGCGACAGGCAUGCAGGGACAGUGAUGGUUGGCUCCAGUUACUAAUGUUUAAGCAGAAAAACCACUUUUCUUGCUGAAAAUCUCUCUGAAAAGGCUGCUGCUGCUUUGAGGGGGCGUGACCUUUUCCUGGUGGUGUGAAGGAGGCAGGGGGGCCUGUGCUCCCAGGCUCAGGGGACCCCCUCUGCACACUCGGAGGGAGGAGCUGGAGGGUAUCAGUCCUGGGUCACAGGCGGCUUCAGGCCAUUCACAAGAGUCCCUGGAAGUUGCAUGCCAAGUUUUUUUUUUAUCCCUGAAUCUCUUCAUAUGAGCAUUUUUUCUGGAGAGAGGUUCCAUAGCUUUUACUAAGUUCUCAAAGGUUCAGAAUGUGGAGUGUGUUAGACAAACAAAAAAAACCUGUUUCAGCUUUAAAAUCCUCCAAACUUUACGACUUUUUUUUUUUUUUUUCCUGAGAAAGGCUGGUAAGUUGCUGAGUCAUCAUUCAGAACAUGCAUACUCGAAGGGCAGAGCUCACAGCCGUAUAUGACCUGAAAGAACUCAGCAAACGUUUAUUGAGUGGCUGAGUAACCCCAGGGACGGACUCUAGAUAAUCAGAUACUGAUACAGAGAGCGAUGCUGUCUCCUGAACUCUUCCAGCAAACCUCUGACAACAAGUAAAAGGAAACCAAAAGCUGAGUCUAUAUAGGGAUGACAGGCUCAGGCUGAGCAAUUGACUUCUCUGGGUUUUGCUGUGGAAGAACAGUUUCCUCAAAAUGAAGAUGUGUCUGUCUGAGCCAGACGCUGCCUGGGUCAGUCAUCUGGCCUCCAUCUGUCCCCCCUCCCUCCCACUAGGAUGGUCAAGCUGUGAGACCUCUUCCAGCCUCCAAACCCACCUCUCCCAUUUUACUGAUGAGAAAAUCAAGGCCACAUUGCAGCCGGGUGGGGGGAGGUGAAGAGUGACAGGCACAGAGGACAGUAAUUGUUGACUCUAGUUACUGAUGUUUAAUCAGAAAAAAACCGUUUUCCUGUUGAGCACAUUUACUAAAAGGCUGCUGCUGGACUGGGAGGUGUGGCCUUUUCCUGGUGGGGUGUGAACGAGGAAGUGACAGGCAGUCGUGAACUGUCUGGGACAGAUAGCGCAAGUCAGAGUUUGAGCAAAAAUAAGGUGUUACUGGCGCUAUGUUUAAAUUGUCUGGAGAUGGGCUUUCCCCGUGAGUCUCCGUUCAGCAUCUCAGAAAAGUGUCACCGGAAUGGGGUGCCUGAGUCUCCCGUGCUAGCUUAGCACCGAGCUCUGUCCGCAGGCUGCCAGGGUGGUCUCUGCCUUCUCACGCCCUCCAGUGCAGGAGAAAGAAUUUCUCUUUCCCAUGGCCCAGCAGACACCUCAUAUGUUUCAUUGGCUUAGCAGUGGGCACUUAAUGGAAUAAAAGCAAGUUGUUGCGGCCAGAUUUAAAUGCACCCGUUUGGCUUAAACCAGCUGGAACUCAUACCUGGGGUGCAGGUGGCUGGGAAUUAGACAAGAGUGUAUGUCAGACAAAGGGCACCAUGCAUGCUGUCAGCAGGAGAAGCAGGAGCACUCGUAUUGGGCAGGCAGUGGCAGGGGGCUCCCUCAGGCCCCUGAAUCCCAGCUUAUGGCUCUUUCUACUCCAGGCAGAGUUCCUUGGAGACCAGCCCUGAGCUCACGCAGGAAGCAGAGGGGUCCCUGAGUUCAGGCAGGGAGCAGAGGGGUCCCUGCCUGCAGCACCCGGAGCUGAACCUGAAGCUAGAAAGACAGGCUGACGAGCCAGCCCAUGAGGUCUCCCCUGUGAGUCAGGGCUCUGAUUUGCUAUAGCUAGAGCUACAUGCACCUCCCUUCCCCUCAGCCACUUUUUACGGGAGAAAGGAGGGCAGAUUUGUAUCCUCUGGCUCUGCAGGGAUCCUGGGCUGGAAGAAAGUUGAUAAUUGGAUGAAUCCCUUUUAAAACUCUGGCUUUUCCAAGCAUCAUUCAGCAAAGCAUUUGGCUAGGCUUAGAGAAGAAAGCCAGGUAUGAGAAAAUAGAACGUAAAAUAGGAAGAAAAGAAGGUGGAAAGGGCAGUUAAGAUCUGGGUGAUCCUUCAGGGAAAGGGCUGGUUGAGAGGCUUAGAUGGAGUACCAUUCUCUGCUGUGGCCAGAAGGCGGUGCUAGAGGCUGGUCCCACCUGGAUGUGACUCUGGUCUCUUGGCAAAGGUGUACUUAAACCAAAGAGAACAUUCAGAACGGGAAUGUUUGCUCUUAAGUAGUCUGAAAACAAGUGAAAGGGAAACCAAGAGAACUCACUCACCCUCACCUGGCUAGGAUCAAAAAGACUUUGUGCAGGGAAGCCCAAGCUCCGAGGGGCCACAGUCCAGCUAAAGAUGACGGGACACCAGCCACGCACCAUCAGGAACCAGCACCUGUCCUCGACCCUAAGAAGAGCCCCAGGGGUAUCAUUAUAUCCAUCAUAGACAUGUGGUUUGCAGCAAAUGUGGCUCCAUGCCACCAGGAUCAUCCUGCGCUGUGGACUGGGCUAGCCAGUUUUGAGAUGGAGUCCACCUCCCUCUUUGUGUUUGUCGUAAAAACACCAGCUCCUGCACCCCUGGGUUGCUACCUGACACCUGUGCAAAGACAAGAAGGAAGACUUCGAAGAAAAGGCAGAGACAGGCAAGGCAGCACCUCACAGCUUGUCAGUAUCAGGGCAUUACCGACUUUUUUUUUUCUCACCAAAAGAGCACUGAAUUUCCUAGGGGCAGUGAGCCACCUUUACACCUCCUGUUCUCCCUCCCAGCCCAUCAGGUGCCCCCAUCACGCAGCCUCAUCACUCAGCUUCUUCCUAGUACAAAACUGCCAUAGGUUGCACGUCCUGAGCUGUGGGACGUCAGCUUUAACCCUAGCCUCUGUCAGCGCCUCCCCUCCAGCCCCCUGCCCCUUAGGGUGAUCGUGGGUUCCUCCCCUUCCUCCUGCACAGUCACUUCCCUUCACCGAAUUCCCCUCAAAGCCAAAGUUUCUUGAGCACUUUUUCUUCUGUGCAGUCUUGUGUGUGUGGCUCUUGGUGUUUUAAAAGUUGCUUUUUAUUCCCCCUCACCGCCCCACUCCUCUCCGUGUCGUUGCGAAGCUGAGCACUGGUUGGGAUGCAUUUGAAUGACGUUAGCAAGACCCUGCUUUCCUCAACCCCGGCUCUGUUUUAUUUAUUGUUGAAUAUUUCCAACGAUCCAAAUCAAAGAGAAUAAAAGGAAGAGCUAUUUUAUUGUU
This is a messenger RNA of Saimiri boliviensis boliviensis (Bolivian squirrel monkey), 6733 nucleotides long. It is a transcript of the gene ST3GAL1, whose product is annotated as ST3 beta-galactoside alpha-2,3-sialyltransferase 1. Gene Ontology annotation, biological process: sialylation. Gene Ontology annotation, cellular component: membrane. The record is from RefSeq and is a predicted model, not a curated record. Lineage: Eukaryota; Metazoa; Chordata; Mammalia; Primates; Cebidae. Gene Ontology annotation, molecular function: beta-galactoside (CMP) alpha-2,3-sialyltransferase activity.